CAUUUUCAUUUCCAUCGAUUCUAUUUCACCUAUUCUCACUCAAAGGAACAAGGUCUCUCUCACUCUAGCUAGAAAGAAAGAAACAUACAUAGGCCUUGACCUUCAGGUGCUUCUUUUAACAAAGCACACACCCACCUCCCUAAGUUAACCCUAAAACCAGAAGUCCAGAACCAACCCUUUUUCUGAUCUGCCACCUCUCUCUCUCUCUCUCUCUCUUAAUUAGUUGCUCACAAAAAGAGUGCUUUCUUCUUUGUAUGUCUGUUCCUUCUUCUUCGACCUCCUAACUAGAGUAUAGUUAAGACCAUGGCAUGGUGGGCUGGGCAGGUGGGUUUACCCGGAGGACUGAAACACGAAGGCUCAGCUGGCAGCAGCACUCCGAUGAAGUUAAUGAAACCAGAUCUGGGAAUCUCCAUGAACAACAGUUCCACUAGCCACCUCCUUGGUGGUGGAGGUGGAUCAGGAUCAGCUGGCGACGAUGAUGAUGAAAGGGACAACGUCAGCGGCGACGACCCCAAGGAGGGCGCCGUCGAAGUCUCAGGCAGCAACAGGCGCCCGAGAGGACGCCCUCCGGGAUCUAAAAACAAGCCGAAACCACCCAUCUUCGUGACAAGGGAUAGCCCCAACGCCCUUCGGAGCCACGUCAUGGAGAUCGCCAACGGCGCUGACAUAGCUGAAAGCGUGGCGCAGUUCGCUAGGGCGAGGCAGAGAGGCGUCUGCGUGAUGAGUGGCAGCGGGACCGUCACCAACGUCACGCUCCGGCAGCCUUCAGCUCCCGGAGCGGUCAUGGCCCUCCAUGGAAGGUUCGAGAUUCUCUCCCUGACCGGAGCGUUUUUGCCCGGGCCAGCACCACCAGGGGCGACUGGAAUGACCAUAUACUUGGCGGGCGGGCAGGGACAGGUCGUCGGAGGAAGCGUGGUUGGCCCUCUUAUAGCUUCUGGACCGGUCAUGGUAAUAGCAGCCACUUUCUCUAAUGCUACUUAUGAAAGACUGCCCUUGGAUCAAGAGGAGGAUGAUCAGCCGCCUGCCCCGAAUUCGGGGCAGACGGCUGGAGGUGGUGGAUCUCCACCCGGUAUUGGGGGGAGUUUGGGCGAUGCGAAUUCGUCUAUGCCGCCCGGGGUUUACAAUUUACCGCCUAGUUUGGUUCCGAACGGUGGAGGGCAGCUGAACCAUGAGGCAUAUUCAAAUUGGGCUCAUGGUGGAGGUAGACCUCCAUUUUAAUCGAAUCAACCAGAGAGUAAUAUAUCCUCUACGCUUUAAAAUUUUAAUUUUGAGAGGUGAAGCAGAAGGAAAUUAAUUAGGAUGAGCUAGCGCGCUGCAUGUAUUUCUAGCUGUAUUCUGUGCUUGUACUUAAUUAUUUAGAGGUAUUGAAGAAGAUUAUGAUGAUCAUCAUGAGAAGUACUAUCAUCUGUAUAUUUGCAAUAACUAUAUAUCAAUGCUAGAAGCUCUCACUUUGAAAUCAACAA
Rosa rugosa (rugosa rose) is the source of this 1463-nucleotide messenger RNA. Its product is annotated as AT-hook motif nuclear-localized protein 20-like. Gene Ontology annotation, molecular function: minor groove of adenine-thymine-rich DNA binding; DNA-binding transcription factor activity. NCBI's taxonomy places the organism in Eukaryota, Viridiplantae, Streptophyta, Magnoliopsida, Rosales, Rosaceae. The transcript has a single exon. Gene Ontology annotation, cellular component: nucleus. The record is from RefSeq and is a predicted model, not a curated record. The coding region runs from base 304 to 1218 and encodes 304 amino acids.